Messenger RNA from Prosopis cineraria, 937 nucleotides. RefSeq lists its product as uncharacterized. The coding region runs from base 149 to 475 and encodes 108 amino acids. Lineage: Eukaryota; Viridiplantae; Streptophyta; Magnoliopsida; Fabales; Fabaceae. The record is from RefSeq and is a predicted model, not a curated record. The transcript is spliced from 2 exons.
UGUUUUCAGAUCUGAGCUUUUCAGUCCUGUUUUUUCAUAUUUCCUGUCAAUUCUCCGUUUGGAUCUUGCCUUUGUUUCUCUGGCUUCUUCGUUUUGGCCGAUAUUAUGUGGAUUUGGGGGUUCUAGUUUGUUUAUCCACUCUUCUAAUAUGGUUUCCGGUGGGCUGAGGAAGGUUGGCGCAGAAGGCGGCAUGGUUCUUGAUACCAUUUUGUCUUCUCCUCACAGGAGGUCACCGUCCUUCAGGAGGCAAUUUCAAAGGGAUGAGUUAGGAAGCUGGUCAGCGCUGGUCCAGAGGCAUCGUUACCUCUUAACAGCUCUUGCUCUACUAACUUUCCUCUGUACUGUUUACCUCUACUUCGCGGUCACUUUGGGCGCCGGCGGCUCCUGCUCCGGUCUGACUGGUGUUCAGAAGGCUUCAUGCCGUAUGGAACUUGCCAAGACAUCUAUAGCCAAGGGUAAACUGAAAAUUCUUUGACAUUUUAAUGAUGAUAUAUGGUGAAUUGGUUAUUCAUUUUUGAAGUUUAGGUGAUAUGGAAAAUGAAAUAUCGCCAUCAGCCUACAGUAUUGUGGUGAGAUAUAUAUAUAUAUAUAUAUAUAUGUACAAUUCUUAUAUAAUUUAAGAGAGGUAAUGCAGUUACAGUAGUUCUGGUGUGUAUAUAUUUACACACACACACCCCCACCUUUUCUCCCUAUAUAUGUAUGAAAUGUAUGACAAAUCAAAGUGUUUACAGCUCCUCAACAGUGAGGCUUGGUUUCCAAAUUCAGGUCACGCACAUGACCCACCGGUCUAGUUCUUUGUUAGUUUUAUUAAUCCCCGAUUUAGAGUUCAUGGGUUACAUGCUGUGAGUGCAUUUCAUGUUGGACACAAGCUGAUGUUCAAAAUUCCACAAGUAUUAUAAGACAUUUUUAAUAAUACGUUUGUUAAUUGUCUUUAAAA